CUUUUUCAGGCAGAAAAAAGGCAACAAGUGUGUGAAACUGGUCAGAGACUGCGUUCUUUGGAGAGUGGACUUAAAGGACAACAGCAUUACAUUCUAGGUAUUUUUUGGAACUUGUUUGUUGUGUUGUAUUCUGGAAUAUUGACCGCGAUUUUAUUGUUCACUAUUUUGUACAUGGUGGUAACUCAUACAAUUUUGCGUGUCAUUUCUAGUGAGUGCCAGUUCAAAUCAUUCAGGAGAUUAGUGACUGUACCAGGUUCCCGCUCGUAGCAGUUUUUUACAAAUCUGGCGGCCACCGCUGUGCUCCUUCAACAUAGUGGCAAUACUUUCGAGUAUGUGGGUCCCACACGCUGCAGGCAUUUUCCAGACAAGGAUGAACAAGGUUGAGGUAGGCAAAAUUGCAGGUUACUGCUCUAUUGAUUAGUAACAGAGAUAAGUAGUUUCCCCUUAAACUAAAACUGUAUUUCAGAUUGUGAUUAUGGCCAGGAGACACCUUUCGUGUUGUUUAUUAACCAUAGAAUGGUGACGUUCACUGCAAUGUGCACAUCUGACCUGUGUUUUGUACCUACUAUCUCCUGAUGUGGUCAUUAGUACAGUGGAGAUAAACAAAUUAAUAUUUACAUGAAGCAAAAAAGAAAAAUUGCACAGGAAAAAUAAUGUUAAUGAUAAAAUAUUCCAUUGUUUUUGUUAGAAAAUUGAAAAUAAAAUCAUAAGGGACAACCAUAAUUCAUACUAUGUCCAUUGCAAAAGUAGACUACGAGUAGUCCCCCUUUUUUCCUCAGGGAUAGUAGAGCGAGCAAAACCCGAGCGCGGGUGAAAAUCCCCCGACGCGAGAAAAGGUGACACUUGUCUUUCUCACGCGACAGGUGACAUGUGUCUCUCUCCCUGUCGCAUGUCAACCUUUUCUAGUAAAAACCCGCAUAUAAGAACCUAAACUUUAAGAACUUGUUAGGCUAAAAUGUUCAUUUUAAACCCCCUUUUCAUAAGAACCUAUUUAGCUUAAAAUUUUCAAUGGGUUCUUAUUUUACAAAAAUGAAGCCUCAGAUGAAAAUACAAAAAAAAAACAUUUUAGUUUACAUUUCAGUCACUAAGAUUCAAAGAAUGAACUAAAAUGAAAACCAUGUUAUGUCUCUGCCAACACAGCAUUUAUGGACUCUGUAGCAUAAAAGACACGCAUGGUAGUACUUUGGAAAGAUAAAUUUACUGUAUGGUUAUCAUCUAAACUGUAUUCUAGAUUAUUAUUUAAUACAGCAAUAUAUUCCAUAUCACAUAUGCCCUAUAGUAGUUAUCUGUGAUGAUUGCUAGUGCCCCUAUCAAAUUGAGAACCUAUUUAAGAAUCAAAGUAGCCUAAAAUCCCUCUAAAUACCAUUUCUGUAAGAAUCUCUUUAGGCUACGUUAGAAAAAUCUAGGUUUUUAUACGUGGGUUUUUACUGUAUUGCAAAAGUGUGUCUCACUGUAAACUGGUGUCCAUGCUGAGAUGUCAGUUUUAACUGAGAAAAAACAUUUUACUUGGGUACUACUGUGUAUUCAAAGGGUUUUACGUGAACUUAAUUAGCUGUAGAAUGUGUCAUAUUUAUUGCAGUUAAGCCUAUAUAUAUAUCUAUCGACUCUGAUCUUUUAUUAAUGUGGUGCCUUACUCAUUCGCUUUUUAACAAAGAACACCCCAGUUUAAGCGACAAGGUGAUGGACGGUAUCAAGAACAGGGCCGUUAUGGAAAACUCAUAAGGAUCCAGAGACUGAUCAAGACAAUAAUGGCAUCAUAUGUGUAGCCAAGUAAUGGAUCAAAGCUCCUGCUGUAAAAUGGUGUGGUAAAUUGACCUUGGAGAGGCUGGACAAGAAGACAGCAAUACUGAAUGAUGUAAAGCACCUGAUGUGGUGAACUUCAGAGGAGAAGCCAGGAUUUCUGCUGGAGGUAAGCACAAAUUUCCAAAUCCUUACUAUACAUAACAGGGUUGUUUAUACAAGAGAAAAUAAGCCAUGGCUUACUCCAGCCACGGCUUACACAAGACGCAAAUAUCCCAUAUAUCUAUCUAUUUCGGGCACAUUUGCACUAAUUUUAUAAGUCUGUCUCAUUCUUGUCAGUUGGCCAUAACAGAUGCAAGAUCCUGCGAGGAAAGAUGGCUCUCUCUCUAUCAACUAUGCCCCGUAUAAAUACCGGGGGGGGGGGGGACUCUACAUAUGAAAGGGGGGGGGAUGCUCAUCGGAAAUUUUGAAUUACAAUGUACAGUUGUAAAUCUAAAUGGUUGAUCUUCAUCUAGGAAAUGUUAUUUUGAAUUAUUUAUGUAUGUAGGGUUUUCAUGAGAAUGCCAGGGAGCGUUAAGAGUUUUAGCACGAAGUGAUAAUCACACUUUCACCUUUUUUUAGCUGAUGAAAAUGAUUUAUUUCUUUUUCAGGCAGAAAAAAGGCAACAAGUGUGUGAAACUGGUCAGAGACUGCGUUCUUUGGAGAGUGGACUUAGAAGACAACAGCAUUACAUUCUAGGUAUUUUUUGGAACUUGUUUAUUGUGUUGUAUUCUGGAAUAUUGACCCUGAUUUUAUUGUUCACUAUUUCGUACAUGGUGGUAACUCAUGCAAUUUUGCAUGUCAUUUCUAGUGAGUGCGAGUUCAAAUUGUUCAGGAGAUUAGUGACUGUACCAGGUUCCCGCUCGUAGCAGUUUUUUACAAAUCUGGCGGCCACCGCUGUGCUCCUUCAACAUAGUGGCAAUACUUUCGAGUAUGUGGGUCCCACCCGCUGAGGGCAUAUUCCAGACAAGGAUGAACGAGGGUGAGGUAGGCAAAAUUGCAGGUUACUGCUCUAUUGAUUAGUAACAGAGAUAAGCAGUUUCCCCUUAAACUAAAACUGUAUUUCAGAUUGUGAUUAUGGCCAGGAGACACCUUUAGUGUUGUUUAUUAACCAUAGAAUGGUGAUGUUCACUGCAAUGUGCACGUCUGACCUGUGACCUGUGUUUUGUGCUUACUGUCUCCUGAUGUGGUCAUCAGUGGAGAUAAACAAAUUAAUAUUUACAUGAAGCAAAAAAGAAAAGUUGCACAGGAAAAAUAAUGUUAAUGAUAAAAUAUUCCAUUGUUUUUAUCAGAAAAUUGAAAAUAAAAUCAUAAGGGACAACCAUAAUUCAUACUAUGUCCGUUGCAAAAGUAGACUACAAGUAGUCCCCCUUUUUUCCUGAGGGAUAGUAGAGUGAGCAAAACCCAAGCGCGUGUGAAAAUCUCCCGACGCGAGAAAAGGUGACACUUGUCUCUCGCAUGCGACACGUGACACGUGACACGUGUCUCUCUCCCUGUCGCGUGUCAAACCUUUUCUAGUAAAAACCCACAUAUAAGAACCUAAACUUUAAGAACUUGUUAGGCUAAAAUUUUCAUUUUAAACCCCCUUUUCGUAAGGACCUACUUAGCUUAAACUGUAUUCUAGAUUAUUAUUUAAUACAGCAAUAUAUUCCAUAUCACAUAUGCCCUAUAGUAGUUAUCUGUGAUGAUUGCUAGUGCCCCUAUCAAAUUUAGAACCUAUUUAAGAACCGAAGUAGCCUAAAAUCCCACUAAAUACCAUUUCUGUAAGAACCUCUUUAGGCUACGUUAGAAAAAUCUAGGUUUUUAUACGUGGGUUUUUACUGUAUUGCGAAAGUGUGUCUCACUGUAAACUGGUGUCCAUGCUGAGAUGUCAGUUUUAACUGAGAAAAAGCAUUUUACUUGGGUACUACUGUGUAUUCAAAGGGUUUUACAUGAACAUGAUUAGCGGUAGAAUGUGUCAUAUUUAUUGCAAGUAAGCCUAUAUAUAUAUAUAGCCUGCGUGGCAGGCGUUUGUCUCACGCCUAAAACUCCCUUUCCCAUCCCUUUCAAAAAGUCUGCCACGCAGGCUAAUAUCUAUAUGCUAUCGACUCUGAUCAUUUACUCAUUCCCUUUUUCACAAAGAACACCCCAGUUUAAGUGACAAGGUGAUGGACAGUAUCAAGAACAGGGCUGUUAUGGAAAACUGAUAAGGAUCCAGAGACUGAACAAGACAAUAAUGGCAUCAUAUGUGUAGCCAAGGUAAUGGAUCAAAGCUCCUGCUGUAAAAUGGUGUGGUAAAUUGACCUUGGAGAGGCUGGACAAGAAGACAGCAGUACUGAAUGAUGUAAAGAGGAGAAGCCAGGAUUUCUGCUGGAGGUAAGCACUAAUUUCCAAAUCCUUACUAUACAUAACAGGGUUGUUUAUACGAGAGAAAAAUAAGCCAUGGCUUACUCCAGCCACGGCUUACACAAGACGCAAAUAUCCCACAUAUCUAUCUAUUUCGGGCACAUUUGAACUAAUUUUAUAAGUCUGUCUUUGUAACUUUAUUUGAUUUACCACAAAAUACAAAUAACGAUAAAACAAGACAGUUACACUAAAGCAGAAGAUGAAGUCCAAAAAGAAACCAUGAGGCUUAUAGACAUUGGGCUCCCUCAGGGUAAAAAUAAAGUUAACAGUAACAGUAAGGCCAGUAACAGUAAGGUCUGUUGGCCAUGACAGAUGCAAGAUCCUGCGACGAAAGAUGGCUCUCUCUCUAUCAACUAUGGCCCAUAUAAAUACGGGGGAUGCUCAUCGGAAAUUUUGAAUUGAACCCCUAAAGGAGACCGAUCUGGGCGGGGCCCAAGCUUUUUUUGACCCCUAAAAGAGACCAUGUUAAAACACAGACAAUAUGUAUAUUUAAAUAUUGUUUUGCUUUCAAUCCUAAACGAGACCUUCACGGCUAAAUAUGAUGGCAUUUUGCCCAGAACACCCUAAGUGAGACUAAAAUCCGAAAUUUUAUGCCCCUAAUUAAAAAGCGAGACGACGAGCAUCCCCACCCCUUUCAUAUGGGGAGUCCCCCCCUCCCCGGUAUAAAUAGUACAAAAUCUAUGUUCAUGGCAUAUUUAACCCACAGCUAGCUAAGACACAGAUUGGUCAAGUAAUUUUGGGCUGGGCUUAUCCAAGUCGCGGCUUGCCUUCUUGGAUGUUAAAGUGUUCAUAUAAAUGCCUUUAAAUGUUGUCCAAUUGAUGCACAUGCUCAGUUUUCAAUUACAUUGUAUCUCCCACUUUCAUGGCCCAAAGAAUUGCAAUGUAGUGGUAGGAAAAUGUCCUGCUGUGCUGCUGAAAUGUCUUUUUCAAAGCACUCGAUUGAACAAUAAACAGCUUUUCCUCGAGGUUUCCCACAAGUUUCACAACAGCCCAACAGCAAUCCUGAAAUGGAAAAGACUGUGUAAAAUAUGCCUUUUUGUAUGAGCAUUUUUCCCAUCUAAUGGAAAUCGUACUAGUAUAAAUAGUUCUUUUUGUGUCUUACAAAAGCUGCGGCCAAAGAAAGCCGUGGCUUAUUCUCCCUUGUAUAAAUGGCCCUACUGUUUAUUAUUUCCUUUUCUUUAUUACUAUCAUUUGUAUUUUUUAAUUUAUCCUCAUACUUAAACACCCUAGUCAUUCUUGAAAAAAGUAACCCUGACAUCAUAGUCACGCAAGUCACCCAGGUCACCCUAGUCACACAAGUCACUGUAGUCACCCUAGUCACCCUAGUCACCCAAGUCACCCUAGUCACCCUAGUCACCCAAGUCACCCUAAUCACCCAAGUCACCUUAGUCACCCUAAUCACCCUAGUCACCCACCCUAGUCACCCUAUUAGUCAACUUAGUCACCCUAGUCAGUCAAAAUAAUUAAGUUAUUUUUCUGUCAUUUUCUAUAUUCCUUGUUAUCUCUUAUAGAAUGUGUAAGGCCACAACUCUUUGUGGACAGACUUAGUUGCCUGCUUUACAUUUGUAUGAGUUGGGUUUUUUUGUGAGACCUGGCCAAGUUAUGUCAUAGUAGAUAGUUGGCUUACAUUCCAUGUUUGUCUCUGACCCUAUAAAUACUUUAAGCCAAAAGUUAUUCUAGAAGUUACAGAGUGCUUUCUUAUUGAGUGAUAGUGAAUUUUAUUUUUCUCAGACAGGAAAGGACAAAAGAUUUGGCAAACUGGUCAGUGAUUCAUCAAUAGCUCUAUGCAGGAAGUCAACAGCCAACAGUGAAGAGGCUGAAUCAGGGGAUAACAGAAUCCAAGCUGUCUCAUUACAAAUAUCUGGUUUAGUAUUAUUUCAUAUAAUCCUAUCAUUUUUUCCAACAGUCACACUGGCUAGUACCCUACCACAGGUACUGGGUUUUAGAAUAUUUCUGACCCAGCCCGGGAGGUCAUUGAAUGCGGGGUACAGCUGGCCCGGGGUUUUCCUCCUAGGAGCAAGUGGACGUACGGGGAGGUUUUUCACCCAGCUGUUGUUCCACAACCCCCAUUCAACAUUCAUUUAGUUUGGCAGUGAACAAAAAGACAAAAAACAAACACAAAAACCGAAGAAUAUUGACCAUUUCAACAAAUAGGACUUCAUGCAUUAGUCAAAACAGGUCCAUGGUAUUCCCAACAAUAGUGAAUUGAUUCAUUUGCAAUAUUUUUCCUUUGAGUUUUACCUGUAGUUUUCAUCUUUCCUGAUUCAAAGAAAACCUUCUUUUAUUUAUCCAAUCAAAAUUCAGCCACUGUUGGAUAUUCAGCACAUUUCAGCAAUAGAGUAGAUUGCUGAAUAUGUAGUAAGGUCAAGUUUUUAUAAAGAAUUCUGUAAUUCACUAUUGGAGGGAAUACUUAAGGUAUCUGUAUUCCAAGAAUAAUGAUAUAUUAUACAGUGUGUGUGCCACCAUAUUUGUACAAAUAAGUGUCACUAAGAAAUUUUAUCAACAGUUUCUUUAUUUUUGGAAGUAGAUGAGUCACCAUCCAGUUCAAUUUAGCAACUGGACAGGGACUUAUCAGUUAGGCAAAGUUUUCAUAAAUUAAGCAAGCUUUGUUUUCAAAUUGGAUUAUUUUGUUCCAAAAAAAUUCAUUUAUUUUUUUGAAAUAAGAUCUAGAGGCUUAUUUGUACUACUUACAAAUUAUUAGUUAACACACAAGAUUCCUUUGAGCAGUACAUACGUCAUUCAAUUUUACAAAGGACAUUUGCCUCUAGGAAGAAAAGGGAAAAGGGUUCAUUCUUGCAAGACAAUGGUGAAUGAAACUUUGUAGCCAAGAAUAAUAUAAUUAUAUUAAAUAGUGAUUAUAAAAUGAACUUUCCUCAGGAUUUGGCAAUUUUAUCAAAGAUUAGACACAGUAUUAAUUCAUCUGCUAACUAGAUACAGAGAAAUUGUUUCAAAAAAUAAUUUAAUACUAAAAAAUAAUACCAAAAAAUAAUUUAAUACCAGUUUGGUACGGGCUAGGGGUUCAGGGUCCUAGUGACACAUCCCCACCCAAAUAUUCAUAAAGUACCACCCUCGGGCCUAGUGCUUCACUGCUCAAAGGAAAUCUUGCUAACGUAAUAGUGAUCAUAAUUAUAAUAAUAUUUAAUAUAAAGUUGUAGUUGUUGGGUGGGUGUGGGUACAUAUUUUAUACAUUAUUUCUUACCUUAAACCGUAAAAGCUCAAUUAAGCCCCUAUCUGCCUUUUAAGGAGGGUUUGAGGAAUUAGAGGAGGGGGAAGGGGUAAACGAUUAGGGGUGGGGGCAAAGAAAGGAUAUUUUGUUAUCUCAAUAAUAAGAGGAAAAUUAGAGAAGAGGUGAUCUUUUUCAUCGAUAAUCUUCCACAAACUGGCAAAAUGUCCUUGCAUUGGUCUGAUGAAAAUCUGUUCCUGACAUUUCCUGCAAAACCAAUGGCCUUCAAGGUAAGUGGAUGGUGUAAUAAAUAGGAGGAUGAGGUUACAAAUCUAGUCUUAAAGAAAUAGAGGCUGUGAUCAGUGAUAGUGUGGGUGGUAGGAUGGGGCUUAUAGAGCUUUUGCUACAUACACAUUGUGCUGCCAGUGUAGGUGGGAGUGGCCUAGUUUUCCGUGUAAUUGCUUGGGACCACCAGUCACAAUACAUUAGCCAUUCACUGACUUUCAGUGGGAAGCACAAUGUUACCUGUAUGAUUAGAGGCAUGGGAAGCAUUACAACCUUAUCACAGCAAAAAUUAAUCACACGGGCAGGAUUUUUUAACUUUGCUUUGAUUUUAUUCCUUUUGUUAAAGUUCGCCACACACUCAAUUCUUUUCAUAGGUCCACCUUCUAUUGGAACUCUUCUUAUUUAUAGGAGUUGUUGUGCUUCCUGUUUUAUCUUAACACAGUGGAACUAUGAUUUUUUGAACCUUUUUUGAAAAUGGAGUUUGGUUAUAGAAUUUCAAAGAAAAAGGGGGGAAAUUAAGUUUCGUUUUGGGCAUUGGGCUUUGUUGCUAUUUUCUGGUUGAAAAGGCGAAAUAAGAAAAUUACAGUGACUUCAGGGUUAGGAAAAUGGGUUUUAAUUUAAAUAAUCAAUAGGUUCAAAGAACCAGGAUUCCACUUAUACAGUAGAAGUGUUAAUUUAAUGCUAGAAUUAAUCAGUCUACAGCAAGCUCAUUAGCACAAUAUUAGUUGUAAACCUCCUAAGUAACAUAUUACUUUACUCAGGGACUUUACGUGCAGGCUGCAAGAAAUAGUAGUACUUUACUACUACUAGGUAUAUACAUCGUUAAAUUUUAAGAACAAAAUGGCAAUACAGGUAAGCUAUGAGCUAUAAUUUAUAUCUGCAAACCUUGACCAACAGAAAACUUAUGAUGAUCUUGCAUUAAGGGAAAAGAUGAGCUUGAGCUUUGUCAGCCAAGGCAUCUCUCUGGCUAUCAGUGGCCAGGAAACUAUAGCUGGAAUUGCAUCUACAUUUGUAGGCUAUGUCUACAAAGCACAGUAUGGAUACGAAUAUAAAAGUGUUUUAACCACAAUGACCUUAAUCUUUGAAGUCCCAAUAUCAAGAGAGAAAUUCUCCUUACUGAUCUUCUUACCUCUCUUAUGGUACUAGUAAGGAGAAUGUACGUAAGUGUCAAGUAGGUAGAGGUUCAUUUUUGUUUGAUUUUUAAUAACUUUGAUGAUUGAUUUUGUCCUCUGUUGGGACUUCAAGGUGAGGUUGGUGCACAAAGGAUUUUGUCCAUUCUUCAGAUUAAUUUAAAACAGAGCGCCAUAGCAACAGGAAAUUCUUAAGAAACAGUGAGCCUGGGAAAAAUCUUACGAAAAGUACAAUCUUAAGGAUUAUAACACAAAAUGGAUUAGUCAUAACUUUACAUGAACAUUUUGUCUAAGGCAAUCUCUUGUCUGCUUCUGCUUAUUUUCAUUUUCGACGAAACUCGCAGUAAAUAGAUUGUUGUUUCCAGAUCACUGAUUAUUUUAAAACUAAAACAAUUUUUUUUAUUAACUUUUGAGUACCUAAUUUUUUACACGGAUCUCAUACGAUGCAGACUGCAGACUUUUGAUUGCAUUUAUAUUGUAUCUGAAUAUAUUAGUUUUCUUGGUUUUGCAUUUUGCUCUCGGUAAUUUUUUUUUCCAAUUUCCAUAGGUUUUCAAAAGGUCUGACAUGUAAGUUGAAGGAAUUUGCUCCUUGUCAUUCCUGUUCUUCCCAUUUUUCUGCACUUAAUCAAAGCAUUAGUUGAAUGCAUGUUUACAUUACGAGAGCACUUGUAGCACCAAGAAAUAUCUAGUUUUGUUUAAUGUGCUAAUGAGCUUGCAUUAGUUAUCUUAAUAUUAUUAAUUUUUUGGUAGGCUUGCUUUAGCUAAGCCUUUGAAAACAGCUGACUUUUCCAGAUGCUAUCACUGGUUUUCCAGCAAAAUGAUGACUGAUAUUAUGUCACUAGCCAUAUCUAGGUGUGGCUUCAGAUUGGUUGAAACACAUUAUCCUUGUGGCAAGACCAAUCAGAAGCAUCACCCAGAUCUGGGAAGUGACACAUCAUUAUUAUAGAAUUUCCUCACUUAUUCUUCAUUUUUGGGUCAUUUCAUGGGGAAACCAGUGGUGUCGUCAAGAAUUGUUAGUUGUUUUUUUAGGCCAUUAGCUUUUCAUUAUUAUUUUUUUAAGUUCUUAUUUAAUUUCAGACCUCAGGUGGCACACGCACAAGAUUAGGAGCCCAUCACUUGGGAAAG
Molecule: messenger RNA, 9867 nt
Organism: Porites lobata
Lineage: Eukaryota; Metazoa; Cnidaria; Anthozoa; Scleractinia; Poritidae
Source: the annotation of a GenBank genome assembly